Messenger RNA from Acanthamoeba castellanii str. Neff, 408 nucleotides. Its product is annotated as thioester reductase domain containing protein. NCBI's taxonomy places the organism in Eukaryota, Discosea, Longamoebia, Acanthamoebidae. The coding region runs from base 1 to 408 and encodes 135 amino acids. The transcript is spliced from 2 exons. The record is from RefSeq and is a predicted model, not a curated record.
AUGAUGCGCAUCGUUGGGGUGGACCGCAGCGUGGAGCUGCAAGCGAGUCUUUCGCCCCAGUGGGCAGUGGGGCACAACGUCCCGCUGGUGGCCGUUAGUAGUGACGUUGGUGACAGCGGCGACGGCCGCAUCGUAGGUUACGACACGAGCGCCACGAGCCUGGGCCACGGCGUGGCUGAGUGCGACGAGGUGCUGGCGCGUCUGCACUUUGCCCUGACGCAGCAGGUGCCGCCGGAGCGCCGCGACGACGACGUCAUCCUGCGGGUCAUCGGGCGGCAGAGCCCGUCGCUGAUGCGGUGGGCGCUCACGCGAGCGGGCCUGCGUCUGCAGCGCCAGGGCACCAUGAUGGCGCGCGGCGACUAUGCCGAACCGAGCGGUGGCGUCUACUCGCCCUCCGUCAUGUACUGA